This is a messenger RNA of Humulus lupulus (European hop), 3424 nucleotides long. RefSeq names its product nardilysin-like. NCBI's taxonomy places the organism in Eukaryota, Viridiplantae, Streptophyta, Magnoliopsida, Rosales, Cannabaceae. The record is from RefSeq and is a predicted model, not a curated record. Gene Ontology annotation, molecular function: metal ion binding; metalloendopeptidase activity. The transcript is spliced from 19 exons. Gene Ontology annotation, cellular component: cytosol. Bases 144 to 3239 code for a protein of 1031 amino acids. Gene Ontology annotation, biological process: proteolysis.
UAAAGCCGCUAAAAGCGUCGUCUUCGCUCUUCUGCCAACAACCCUCGAAGAAAAGAAUCAAAUUCCAUUACCUUCGCAGUCGACAGACUCGUACUGUUCCAAAGAGAAAUACACUGUCUCUCUCUCUCCCUCGCCGUACAACAAUGGCUACUGGUCGCUGCACCUUCUCCUCCGACGAUAUCGUCAUAAAGUCUCCGAACGAUAGCCGGUUGUACAGAGUUAUCAAGCUCGAAAAUGGCCUCUCUGCAUUGCUUGUUCACGAUCCCGAGAUUUACCCGGAUGGGCCUCCCGAUAACAACGAAGCAGAAGCAAUGGAUUGUGAAGAAGAAGACUGUGAUGGAGAGGAAGGCGAGGACAGUGAAGAAGAAGAUGACGAAGAGGACGACGAUGACGAAGAUGACGACGACGAUGAAGAUGCCGAAGAAGAUGAUGAAUGUGAGAAUGGGAAAGGAAAUGGAGGAGCUUCUCAAACCAAGAAGGCAGCAGCUGCUAUGUGUGUAGGAAUGGGCAGCUUCUCCGACCCGGUUGAUGCGCAAGGGCUUGCACACUUUCUCGAACAUAUGCUGUUUAUGGGGAGUACGGAAUUUCCUGAUGAGAACGAGUAUGAUAGUUACCUGUCCAAGCAUGGAGGAGCAUCAAAUGCAUACACAGAAACAGAGCACACCUGCUACCAUUUUGAAGUGAAACGGGAGUUCCUUAGGGGUGCUUUGAGAAGGUUUUCUCAGUUUUUUGUUUCACCUUUAGUGAAAAUAGAAGCGAUGGAACGAGAAGUGCAGGCUGUAGAUUCUGAGUUUAACCAGGUUUUACAAAAUGAUGCUUGCCGCCUUCAACAACUUCAGUGCCAUACAUCAACCAGUGGUCAUCCUUUUAACAGAUUUUUUUGGGGGAAUAAGAAGAGCCUUGUCGAUGCCAUGGAGAAGGGAAUUGACUUGCGGAACCACAUAUUGCAGCUGUACAAUGAUUAUUACCAUGGUGGAUUGAUGAAGCUAGUUGUCAUUGGUGGAGAAUCUCUUGAUGUUCUUGAGGACUGGGUUGUGGAGUUAUUUGGUAAUGUUAAAAAAGGUCACCCGGUAAAUUUGGAGUUCAAAGUGGAAGUUCCCUUCUGGAAAUCAGGAAAACUAUAUCGGCUAGAAGCUGUCAAGGAUGUUCAUAUCCUGGACUUAACUUGGACAUUGCCAUGUCUUCGUAAAGAGUAUAUGAAGAAACCCGAAGAUUAUAUAGCUCAUAUCCUUGGGCACGAGGGUCGAGGAAGUUUGCUUUCCUUUCUUAAAGCUAAAGGAUGGGCAACAUCUCUAUCUGCUGGAGUUGGGGAUGAAGGCAUGCACCAUUCGUCAAUAGCUUAUGUUUUUGGGAUGUCAAUACACCUCACUGAUUCUGGCUUGGAGAAGAUAUUCGAGAUCAUUGGCUUUGUUUAUCAGUACCUCAAGUUAUUGCGUCAAGUUUCUCCACAAGAAUGGAUAUUUAAGGAACUCCAGGAUAUUGGAAACAUGGAAUUUAGAUUCGCCGAAGAGCAACCCCAGGAUGAUUAUGCCUCAGAACUUGCAGAGAAUUUACUACUUUAUCCUAUGGAGCAUGUAAUCUAUGGAGACUAUGUUUACGAUACAUGGGAUGAGGACCUGAUAAAAUAUGUUAUUGGUUUCUUCAAACCUGAAAACAUGAGGAUUGAUGUGGUUUCAAAGUCCUUCAAGUCAGAAGGUUGUCAAUUCGAACCCUGGUUUGGAUCACGUUACAUUGAGGAAGAUAUAUCUUCUUCUUUGAUGGACUUAUGGGGGGAUCCUCUAGAAGUUGAUGUUUCAUUACAUCUUCCUUCAAAGAAUGUGUUCAUUCCUUCUAAUUUUUCCAUCCAUGCUGAUAAUGUGUCCAACAAUACUGCAAAUGUGUCUUCUCCGAGAUCUAUACUUGAUGAGCCAUUGAUGAAGUUCUGGUAUAAGCUUGAUGGCUCUUUCAAACUUCCUCGUGCAAAUACAUAUUUUCGCAUCAACUUGAAGGGUGGAUAUGACAACAUAAGGAAUUGUGUUUUGACUGAACUGUUUAUUCACCUUCUCAAGGAUGAGCUAAAUGAAAUUAUAUAUCAGGCCAGUAUUGCCAAGUUGGAAACUUCUGUAUCUGUUCUAAGUGAUAAGUUGGAGUUGAAGGUCUAUGGUUUCAACGAUAAGCUUCCAGUUCUGUUGUCCAAACUUCUUGCAACAGCCAAAAGUUUCUUGCCAGCUGAUGAUCGAUUCAAGGUCAUUAGAGAAGAUAUGAAGAGAACAUUGAAGAAUACCAACAUGAAGCCUCUGAGUCAUUCAUCAUAUUUGAGAUUGCAAGUUUUAUGUCAGAGUUUCUAUGAUGCAGAUGAGAAGCUUCAGUUAUUAGAUCAGUUGUCUGUUACUGAUCUGAAUUCAUUUAUUCCCGAGCUCCGUUCACAGCUAUACAUUGAGGGCCUCUGCCAUGGCAAUUUGUUAGAAGAAGAAGCAAUUGGCAUUGCAAAUACAUUUAAAGAAGUUUUUCUUGCACAAGCACUCCCAUAUGAAUUGAGGCACAAAGAAUAUGUCAUCUGUCUUCCUGCAAGUGCUAACCUUGUUAGAGAUGUUACUGUGAAGAACAAGAUGGAAAAGAACUCAGUGAUAGAGCUUUAUUUUCAAAUUGAGCAGGACACGGGGAUGGAUUCCAUUAGACUGAAAACACUGGUUGAUCUGUUUGAUGAGAUCGUGGAAGAACCACUGUUUAAUCAGCUAAGGACAAAGGAACAGCUUGGUUAUGUUGUUGAAUGUAGCCCUCGGAUAACAUACCGUGUUUUUGGAUUUUGUUUCUGUGUUCAAUCAGCUGAGUAUAGCCCAAUUUAUUUGCAAGAGAGAAUUGAAAACUUUAUAAAUGGUCUGGAAGAAUUGUUGGAAGGGCUCGACAAAGAAUCCUUCGAGAAUUACAAAGGUGGUUUAAUGGCGAAGCUAUUGGAGAAAGAUCCAUCUCUUUCGUAUGAAACCAAUCGUCUGUGGAAUCAGAUUGUCGAUAAAAGAUACAUUUUCGACUUGUCAAAGAAGGAAGCAGAUGAACUUGGAAGCAUCCAGAAAAGUGAUGUUAUCAAUUGGUACAAAACAUAUUUGCAACAGUCAUCUCCCAAGUGUCGAAGGCUUGCGAUUCGGGUGUGGGGUUGCAACACCGACUUGAAAGAGGCCAAGAAGCAACCGAAGCCUGAGCAAGCCAUUGAAGACGCCGCAGCUUUCAAGAUGUCAUCCAAGUUCUAUCCAAGCAUUUGUUGAAAAUGAUGAUCAUCGUCGGCAUGUGAAGCGAAUUACUUCCUCAAGACAUUUUAAAAAAGCUUGAUUUUGACUUUAAGUUGUAACUUGUAAGUUGGUUCAGUGUUACUUUAAAAACCAAGGAGAGAACUAUAUAGAUACAUUUACAUUCAAUAUCACAUUGAUAUGAAACAAAUAUUUUUUUACAA